UUUUGAGGUGACUUUUGUGUAGAAGAUGAAGACUAUGGGGAUGAGAAGGGUACAAGGGAAGGAUGUGGCUAAGAAAGGGAGGAAUUCGAUUUUCUCAAGCCGACCUGUACAUAAAUUUUUGAAACGAUCAAGCCAUCUUCAACAGCUACGAUUCAAGAAUACACUAGGGUCAAGAAAUCCUGAACUCAGCAUCAAAUUAAGUGAGCUUAAACCAGAGGUUCAAGGAGCUCAUGGAAGAGGUCAAGUAGCUCAAACAGAAAUCUCUUUAUGGGCUUUCUAGAAGUCGUUGGAAUUCUGGCUUAGAAAUAUUAGCUGAGUUGAUACUCCCGUUAGUAACCCAAAGAGCAGUGGGUACAUCUUUCUAAGAUCACAGAUGGCUGGUGUUAUGGGAGAACUAAUAAGUUCAUAACUAAUCGGGACUACACGUCUGAUAUUUUCCUUAAAGAUGUCUUUUUGAGGUAUCAUCCAUACGAAAUACCUUGAAUUAAGUUAGACUCCAAGAUUCCUUCUCUUGAGUCCUCUCCCAAAAUUCAGGAUAGUAGAACCCCAGAGGUUUGGGCUUUAGUCAACCCAAAUAUUUUAGCCAAUUUGCCCAGAGGAUUCAACAUAAAAAGAUGAAUUUGUUCGAACAGGAAAAAUAUCACCAACUUAUGCACUUUGCUAAAUAAAAUUUAUUGGAUUUUAUCUAUAAAUAAAUCAUUCUCAGGUCGCACGCUACUCGGGUUUUGGGCCUGAAAGAUUCCGAUAGCCUAGGCUAGAUCUAUUCGUGCACCAAAUGAUGCAACUUCUGUAAGAGCUAUGUU
Moneuplotes crassus is the source of this 803-nucleotide messenger RNA. The record is from the annotation of a GenBank genome assembly. Lineage: Eukaryota; Ciliophora; Spirotrichea; Euplotida; Euplotidae.